UUCGAAAACUGGACCAUGGAUAGUUUCGAGUGGGACACUCUAUGGAAUGAGACCUACAACUAUACUGAUGAUGACCUGGAGGCGGCUGCUCCUUGCCGUUCCUGUACGCUGUUAGAUAGCUCCUCACUGCCCUUUUUUGCUGUUACUAGUGCCUUAGGCAUACUGGCUGGUGGGGCAUUGCUCUUUGUCCUCCUCAAACCCCUUGCCCGCUGGCCCUUAUGCCCAGGCCGGACCAUCCUGGCACAGCUGGCUGGGGCCAGUACCCUCUUCAGCAUUGUCUUGCCCAUCCUGGCACCUGGAUUGAACCCUGCCCCUGGCACCACCCUCUGUUGCCUGGGACAUGGGCUCUGGUAUGCCUCAGCUUUUGCCCAGGCUCUCCUGGUGUGUGUACAUACCUACCUGGGUCCUGAGCCGCACCAAAGGUGGCUUCUCAAGCUCUCACUGGCUCUGUGGGGUGUUGCUCUGCUGAUGGCCUUGCCUGUCGCCCUGGCCAGUGAUGUUACCUCUGGACUCUGCACCCUGUCAUUCAGCCAAGAUGUGUGGGUUUGGUGUGUGAUCCAUAUUGUGGUCUGCAUUGCCAUUUUCCUCAUUUUGCCCCUGGGCCUGUUUGGGGGAUGGGCAGUACAGAGGGUAAGAGGUGGAGGGCCAAGGCCAUGGGCUAAUGUCCUGUGGGCCUGGUUCCUGUUCUGGUGGCUCCAUGCAGUGGUGAUGGGGUAUGAUGCCCUGGUAAGGUCAGACGUCCUGGUGAUAAAUGAGUGCUUUACCCAGCAGACCCUCGAUUUCUUCUUAGACUCUGCCAAGAUCUUGGGGAUAUUGCACUGCCUAGCAACUCCUUUCCUGCUGGCACUGUUUUGUCACUGUGUCACCUGCCCCCCCACAGUGAACCUACUCUAGACCUUUCUUUCCCCCACCCCUCAACCCUCGCAGCCUUAUCCUGGCAUCUGGGAGACAAGUCCCAGUUCUCCCUGCUGCCAAUUGACAUUAAAGUUUGUGCUGCUAUGAA
This is a messenger RNA of Trichosurus vulpecula (common brushtail), 1003 nucleotides long. RefSeq names its product atypical chemokine receptor 1 (Duffy blood group) (gene ACKR1). The coding region runs from base 16 to 894 and encodes 292 amino acids. The transcript has a single exon. Lineage: Eukaryota; Metazoa; Chordata; Mammalia; Diprotodontia; Phalangeridae. Gene Ontology annotation, molecular function: chemokine binding. Gene Ontology annotation, biological process: chemokine-mediated signaling pathway; inflammatory response. The record is from RefSeq and is a predicted model, not a curated record. Gene Ontology annotation, cellular component: membrane.